AUGCCACGGGUCAGGCCUAUUGCUUCGCCGACUUUCACAACAUACCCAACCGUCCUCCUCCUCCGCCAAUAUCUCCCCUGCAGAUGUCUACAUCAACACACCCUGCGCACAUUAUCUCCAGCAGCCUUCAACUCCAAACUUGGCACCCGGUCUGUCAAGACCUCAUCAGUCAGCCACAAACGGAGCUUCAAUGACAAAAAGCCUGGACCUAGUUCCAAAUCUGGUGGUAGUGGCGGCGGGUAUAACAGGGGAGGCAGGGCUCCAUACGAUCGAAUUUCGAAUGCUUCUAGCGGUCGCAUGUCUGGCAAUACCGGAUCUGGCGACAUUUCGGGAUAUCGGUCGAGGCGACCUGCCUAUGUCAAGGCGCAUUCAGUAUCGGGUUCGCAGAUGGUCCAGGCGAUCGAGUCAAGCCGACAGGGAGCAGGACUAUCAAAGUCGGAGGAUGGCGACAGAGGAACGAUUGAUCCAUUUGGAAAUACAGCGGCAGACCCAUUCGCCAACAAGCUGGAGGCUGCCAUUGAGGCUAGUUUGAGAACCACGGGUCAGUCACAAUGGAGCAGUAGGGCGGACUCUCGGCAUGACCGCGCCAACACAUACCCCGCUGCGGAGACUCAGAUUCCGGAUAUUCAGGCGCAGUACCUUGUCGGAUACGCUCGUUGGGAAUCUGUCAAAGCCAAGGACGUAGAAAUCAAGAAUGUUACGCCAGAAACGAGACCCAAGGUGGCAGUGUUGGAGCAUGGCUUGGACCGAGUUCUUUUCAACCCAGGUGUUCAUUGGCUGCAGGAUCCACGGUCGUCCGUGUUCAACUUUGACCCCUAUCUGCGAUCAAUCUGCCAGCCCAAGGACUUCGAUUACGACGCAUUGCCUGCCUACAAAACAUCGUCGAUGGAUCCAGCACUGCUCAACAUUUUGCGGAGUCGUCACGGAAAGUACAUGGGAUCGACCUCAUCCAUGACCUCUAUCCUGUCCCAAUACUACUUUUUGAUCUCUGGAUGGAAGCCGCUCAAAACAACGCAUCUUUCAGAGGCAUUUACAUCUCAACCCAAGGGGUUCACAAGGCUGAGCAGGGCACCGACUACCAUCGAGUUGGUGCACAAGGGCGAUGGAUACUAUGCAAUUGACGCCGAUAAGACUUUUGAUUCAUCGACAGUCUUGAUGCAACUUGUAAGCGGGUUUGAUUAUGAUCCAUCGACAAAUGCCCGUCGCUCAUUGAUUGCAAGAUUGGCCCCACUAACAUACGUUGUUUAUCGCUCUAUGGCACAAAAGGGAAAGUCCAUGGAAAAGAUGUUGACUAGCACGCCACAAGAAUUUUCAAGGUUUACAAAGGCGAAUUCUUGGAUGGUCACACCAGAGGAGAGAGAUCAACUCGAGGCGUUCAACUACAUCUCUGUCGACAACUUCCUGCUCCGUUCACAGCUGGACUGUGAAGAUCCACGGCUUCCGGGCAAAACGUUCGAUCUCAAGACCCGUGCCGCAGUGGCAAUCCGCCUGGAUGUCCACAACUAUGAACUCAACCAAGGAUACCAGCUUCGCAAGGCGCACGGGUAUCUGGAGAGUUUUGAGCGCGAAUACUACGACAUGAUGCGAUCGGCGUUCUUGAAGUACAGUCUCCAGGUCAGGAUCGGGCAGAUGGACGGGAUCUUUGUCGCCUUCCACAAUACGGCCAGGAUCUUUGGAUUCCAGUACAUUUCUCUGGAUGAGAUGGACUCGCGGUUGUUUGGAUCGAGCGUGAUGGGCGAUGAAUGUUUCAAGAACCAGCUUCGGUUAUUUAAUCGCACCCUGGAUGAGAUUACCGCCAAAUACCCCAAUCAGGACCUGAGGAUCACUGUUGACACGGAUGAGACCGUCCAGAGUAUGAAUGUUUGGGUCGAGACUUUGCCUUUGGGAGCCAAGACAUCGGCGCAGGGUAGGAACGUGAUGGUGGAAUUUGACGAAGCGGGAGCACCAGAGAUGCAACCCAACGCAGAGCUCAGUCUGUGGCAGAUUGUCUGCUACUCCAACGUCAACAACUCGACCGUCAUCGGACCUUUUGAUCUGAACGAACGAGGCACCGACAGGUGGGAGCUGCGGUAUAAGAUUGCGGAGCUGAAGAAGCCGCAUAUGAUGAGCGAGUACCGCCGGAUGAAGGCGAUUCAAGCCGAGAUCAUGCUUGAUGAUGCUGCGAGGGAGGCGCUUGCUGAGAAGGCGUUUGAGGCAGGAGAGGAGGAUUCGGAACUCAAGCUUGAGUCGCUUGCCCGUGCGGCUUCUAGGCGCGAUAUCAUGAGGGACCAGUUCCGCAGGAUUAGUGAGCAAGGACGACUCAAGGAAGAGGAUGAGGAGCGGAGGCAGGCUGACAAGGAGUUUUUGAUCUGGGAGCCCAAGGGAUAUAUCAAGAUUUCUGACGCCAUUACUGCACCUGUAGUCAAACCUAAACCUGCGCCUGCAGAAGCACCUAAGGAUGCUAAAGCCGUAGCCAAGACCGAUAAGAAGGCCAAGCCCGACAAGAAGGCCAAGGGUGCUCAACCUGCCGCCAAGAUCGACAAGGACAACCAAGGUGACUCUAUCACGGCAUCCAUGGCUCGCAAGUUGAAGGAGAUUAUCCCCAAGGCUGUUGCCUCACCUUCCGCUGCUGGUGCCACAGCCAAACCCUCCGCCGUCUCUAAACCAGUCAAAACUGACGCAACCGGCGACCCCAAGAGUACCUCCCCCGAAUCAGAGGUGCCUACAGCCGAGAAGGUUCUUGCGGUCUACUACCGCCGCUUUUCCAACGGCCACAUGACCAAGAUCCCCCGCGAGGAUCUCUCGUUCAUUCGCGAUUCCUACCAGAAGUCUGCAUCGCUCUCACCCGAGGAUUCGUUGCGUCUGAAACAUCUCUCUGGUUUCCACGACGACCUGAUCAAGAGUUUGACGCCAUUUGAGGACAUUCGGUUCAAGUUGAUGGAGAUCCCCGUCCGUGGAGUCGAUUAUGCAGCCCUGGACAAACCAACCCUGCACCGGAUCGCGGGGUAUAUGGGUAUCACACCAUCUGCUGACCAGAGCGAUCGCGCAUUGGGCCGGAUCUUGCACGCAGAAACGGGUCGGUUCCGGUACAAGUUGCAUUUGGACUUUUACCACAACUGGAUCCACAAGGUCUUGGCGCUGAAGGACGAUGCUGCCCCCCUGGCUGCCUUCAAGGAGUUUGUGGCGGUCGAGGAUGAGGCAACGCUGAAGAGAGUUGCGAACGGACUGAUGGUCUCGGAGAAGAUGAUAUCUUCGCAGGAGAAGUUUAAUAGCUUGAACCGGGGCGAUGCGAUCAAGAAGGCGGUGUUGUCACAGAUUUAUUACGCCGAGAAGUCGUUUAGCGAUAAUGAGCUCAAGGAGAUGGGGUAUUUGCCGAGGAUCUUUGAUCCAGCCUUGUAUGCGACGACCAAGCAGCUCUUGAACGAUGGAGACAAGAACGAGGACAGAGCCGAUAUUGUCGAGUCCGAGUCGAAGUCCGAGUCGAAGUCUGAGUCGAAACCGGAACUGGAGUUGGAGCUUUUGAGCGACAGUGCUGUGAGCAGUAAUAGCAGCGCUGUGGUCGAUGAGUAG
Molecule: messenger RNA, 3549 nt
Organism: Linnemannia hyalina
Lineage: Eukaryota; Fungi; Mortierellomycota; Mortierellomycetes; Mortierellales; Mortierellaceae
Source: the annotation of a GenBank genome assembly